AUCUUUGGUUUAGCUUGGUUCACUUAUAUAUCUCCUUCCUCUCUCUCUCUCUCUCUCUCUCUCUCUCUCUCUCCGCAUGGAAACUUUAGAAGUACAAACACCAUAUCCAGCCACUACUACUACAAUCACCACCGUCGGUCAGGAUGACUACGACGAUGAUGUCUCCCCUGUCGAACAAGUCCGCCUAACCGUAACCAACACUGAUGACCCGACCCUACCCGUAUGGACCUUCCGGAUGUGGUUCCUCGGCAUAUUAUCGUGUUCUCUCCUCUCUUUCCUCAACCAAUUCUUCUCAUACCGAACCGAGCCGCUUAUCAUAACCCAAAUCACCGUCCAAGUCGCCGUCCUCCCCAUCGGCCACUUCCUCCACGCUGUCCUCCCAAAGGCUCAGUUCCGGAUCCCUGGGUGCGGAUCCAAGUUGUUUUCUCUCAACCCGGGCCCAUUUAACAUGAAGGAGCAUGUACUUAUUACUAUUUUUGCUAAUGCCGGAAGUGCUUUUGGAAAUGGACCAGCUUAUGCUGUUGGCAUUAUUGAUAUCAUCAAAGCAUUUUACAAAAGGAAAAUCUCAUUUCUGGCUGGUUGGUUGCUUAUCGUCACUACCCAGGUGUUGGGAUAUGGAUGGGCUGGGUUGCUGAGGAAGUAUGUGGUGGAACCGGCCCACAUGUGGUGGCCCAGCACUCUCGUUCAGGUCUCUCUUUUCCGGGCUUUGCAUGAAAAAGACGAGGCACGCAUGUCAAGGGCAAAGUUCUUCCUAAUUGCACUAUUUUGCAGCUUUUCCUGGUAUCUGGUCCCUGGAUACCUCUUCACAACACUCACAAGCAUCUCAUGGGUCUGCUGGAUUUUCUCCAAGUCGGUCACUGCCCAACAGAUUGGAUCGGGCAUGAGAGGCCUUGGACUCGGAGCACUAACACUCGACUGGACUGCUGUUGCAUCCUUCUUGUUCAGCCCUCUCAUAUCCCCUUUCUUUUCCAUUGUCAAUGUCUUCCUCGGGUACACCUUGAUCGUCUACAUUGCAAUCCCCAUAUCCUAUUGGGGCCUAGACUUGUACGGUGCUAAAAGAUUUCCCAUCUUCUCCUCACACUUGUUCACUGCACAAGGUCAGAGGUAUAACAUAUCAGCUAUUGUGAACAAGAAGUUUGAGAUAGAUAUGGCUCAGUAUCAGCAGCAAGGACGGCUACAUCUAAGCAUGUUUUUUGCACUCACUUAUGGUUUUGGUUUUGCCACAAUUGCAUCCACUCUUACGCAUGUGGGCCUCUUCUAUGGAAGGGAGAUAUACGAUCGAUUCCGUGCUUCGUACACUGGUAAGGAGGAUAUCCAUACAAGAUUGAUGAGAAAAUACGAGGACAUACCUUCCUGGUGGUUUUACGUGUUGCUUGGAGUGACAGUUGCAGCCUCUUUUGUACUUUGCAUCUUCUUGAACAAUCAGGUUCAGAUGCCAUGGUGGGGACUCAUAUUUGCUUGCAUCAUCGCCUUCAUUUUCACCCUUCCAAUCAGCAUCAUAACUGCUACAACAAAUCAGACACCAGGCCUGAACAUAAUCACAGAGUAUGUCAUGGGUAUUAUAUAUCCAGGAAGACCAAUAGCUAACGUGUGCUUCAAAGUCUAUGGUUAUAUGAGCAUGUCUCAGGCCGUCUCUUUCCUCAGUGAUUUCAAGCUUGGACACUACAUGAAGAUCCCUCCAAGAUCAAUGUUCUUAGUUCAGUUCAUAGGAACAAUCAUUGCGGGUACUAUAAACAUUGCAGUGGCAUGGUGGCUGCUCAACUCUAUUACGAACAUAUGCCAGGAUGAUCUCCUUCCAGCUGACAGUCCGUGGACAUGCCCUCGUGAUCGGGUCUUCUUUGGCGCAUCGGUUAUAUGGGGUCUAGUAGGGCCUAAACGGAUUUUUGGAAGCCUUGGAAACUACAGUUCCAUGAAUUGGUUCUUUCUUGGAGGUGCAGUGGGACCAAUUAUCGUUUGGCUCUUCCAUAAGGCAUUUCCCGAGCAGUCGUGGAUUCCUCUGAUUAACCUUCCAGUCCUUUUGGGAGCAACAGCUUACAUGCCACCAGCAACAGCAGUUAAUUACAAUUCGUGGAUCCUAGUUGGAACAAUUUUCAACUUUUUCAUCUUUCGUUACAGAAAGAAGUGGUGGCAAAGGUACAACUAUAUUCUUUCAGCGGCUCUGGACGCAGGGGUGGCUUUCAUGGCUGUGCUGCUAUACUUGUCAGUUGGCAUGGAGAAUAAAGGAAUCACUUGGUGGGGCACAAAUGGUGAACAUUGUGACUUGGCAACUUGCCCAACAGCUAAGGGCAUAGUGGCAGAUGGUUGUCCAGCGAACUGAUGCACUAAUUCUUGUAUAUUAUGCAAAUUCUUAGCUCAAAAUUUCACAGCAUAAAAUUAGCAAGGCACAUGAUGGCCAGAAAAAACACAGCACCACAUGGGAAUUUGUAUGUUUCAUACAGAUUUAUUUAUUUUUAUUUUUCCCAGUUGUGUAAGUUCCAUAUGGAUUUCACUGUUUUAUAGUAGGUUUACUUUUGAAUA
This is a messenger RNA of Camellia sinensis, 2517 nucleotides long. The record is from RefSeq and is a predicted model, not a curated record. Lineage: Eukaryota; Viridiplantae; Streptophyta; Magnoliopsida; Ericales; Theaceae.